Molecule: messenger RNA, 3889 nt
Organism: Chenopodium quinoa (quinoa)
Lineage: Eukaryota; Viridiplantae; Streptophyta; Magnoliopsida; Caryophyllales; Amaranthaceae
Product: auxilin-related protein 2-like
Exons: 8
Coding region: 349-3219 (956 amino acids)
Biological process (GO): clathrin coat disassembly; clathrin-dependent endocytosis
Cellular component (GO): cytoplasm; intracellular membrane-bounded organelle; vesicle
Molecular function (GO): clathrin binding
Source: RefSeq, a predicted model, not a curated record
ACAUGAAUAUAAUCUUCCUUAUUUUCUCUCUCCUCCCAAAAAUAUUAUUUUUCCCACUAGAUUACUACUUCUUCCUACUUCAAUUAUUUUUUUUUUUCUCACUUUUUUUUUCUUUCUUUUCUUUUUACAUUCCUCCAUUAUUUCUUCAACUCCAUUAGAUUAGAUCUACUACUAAUAAUCAAUUUCUGGGAAUUUUUAAUUUUCCCCAAAAUUAUUCUCCAUGGUCAUCUUCUUCAACCCCUUAUUCCCAUUUCCCUUACCCUAAUUUUUCCCCCAAUUUUUCCCUCAUCUGUCAUUCUCUCUCCUCAGAUCGUGGUGAGUUGAAGAUAGAUCGAGAGGAAAGAAGAAAUGAAUGAUUUUCAGGGAUUGUUAUCAAGCGAUUAUGGGUUCAAACCUCAAGGUAAAGCUGCUCCAAUGGCGGGUGCUAAAUCCGGCAUUAAUUCUUCUUCUUCAAAUUCUGCUUAUAAUUUCGAGAUCGGAGGGUCUAAAACGGCGUCGUUUCCCUCCAAUUCGAAGAGUUCUUCGUCUUCUUUGUUUGAUGAUCAUGAUACCCUUUUUCGCCCUAAUCGGAAAAAUACCUCAUCUGAUGAUUUUGGGAUUUUAGAUGAUGUUUUUGCUACUGGGGGGAUUAAAAGCAAUUCGUCAAAGUCUACUAAUAAUGCUAAUUCGGUGAAUUUGGAUUCGAUUUUUGGUGGUGGCGGCGGCGGCGGUGGAGGUGGUGAUUCGGCGUCGAAGUUCUCUUCUUUGCCCGUUUUCGAUAAGCCGGUUUACGAUGAUGAGGAUUCGAGCUCGGCCAAGUUUGAGAAUAUCUUUGCUUCGGCUUCUUCUGCUUCUGCUUCUACAAAGAAGGGUGAUGCCUUUGAUGAUCUUUUGGGGGGGUUGGGGAAGAAGGAACCGCUAUCGUCGAGGUCGGUUGGGUCGGGUUCGAAGGGGGCUGAUAAGGGUUAUGCUGGUUUUGAUGAUUUGUUGCCUGGUUUUGGUGGUGGGAGUGCAUCUUCAACGAGCAGGAUGUCAUCGGAUACUACUAAGAAAACCUCAAGUGUAGUAGAUGAUCCUUUUGUUGUCCUAGAAUCAACUUCUCCUCCUGUAUCUUCUUCCUCUGGAAUUUUUACUGAUCCUUUGGAUGAGAUUAGUAAUCUUAAUAGUGCUGGCAAAAAAACUGCUGAAAAUUCUCCUAGUGGGGCAGCAUUUGAUGAUAUAGAUCCCCUUGGUGGCUUUGGCAAGGCUGUACCUGCAUUUUCAGCAGAGAUCAAUGGGGAAGAAACGGAAGCAUUCCGAGCCAGAGUUCCUGGACGACAAAGUUCGGUCACUGGAGAUGCAAACCAGAAAUCAUCUGUAAGAAGUCCUGAGAGAGGUUAUGAGAAAAAGGUGUCGGUGGAGGAUUUUCCAGAACCAAGUGUCUUUGAGAUGCCUUAUGUGUCAGCUGAAACUAGUAGGACUGCACCAAAUGCUUCUUCUCCUGCUCAUAGCAAUACUAGUUUUAGGGAGUCCAACUCCCAUGGACAUGCCUCUCCCAAUUCCGAGGAGAACAUGGGGUCAUCUGAUGAUAUAUGGCUCACUGUAUCAGAAGUUCCUCUCUUUACACACCCUACAGCUGCACCACCUCCUUCAAGACCUCCACCCCCAAGACCAGCACGCUUUUCUAGAGGAGAAUUUGGUUCCUUUCCUGCUUCAAAUGUACACAAGAAAGCUAAUGAUUAUCCAUCUUUCCCUGGUUCUGUGCCAAAAUUUCAGAGUCCAAAAUCAGCUCCUUCUGGUGCAAGUGGAUCUUUUGCAUCUCCUUUGGAUGAACUUGAUGAUUUUGCCAUGGGAAGAAAUGCCAGUGAUGUGGAUGCAACUCAUGCAAGCUCAGAUGUUCGGUCUGGUGAAGAUUUUGACUCAAAUUCAGUUGCUGCUGCAUCUGCUGCUGCCAUGAAGGAGGCAAUGGAUAGGGCCGAAGCUAAAUUUAGGCACGCAAGGGGGGUAAGGGAAAGGGAAAGUUCAAAGGUCUCUAAAAACAGAGAAUCUGUACAAGUAGAAAAAGAGGAGAAUCCUAUGUAUGAUGCUCCUGAAAGGGAAUUUAGGGAACAUCAAGAACGACAAGAGCGUGAACGGCAACAAAAGGAAAGGGAGGAGGAAGAAAGACGACGAUUGGAAGAAGAGGAGAGAAGGCGAAUUGAGAAAGAAUGGGAGGAGAAAGAGAGAGAAAAGAGGAGAAUUGAUAAGGAAAGGGAAUUUGGAAGGCAAGCUGUGGAAAGGGCUGCCAAAGAGGCACGUGAAAGAGCAGCUGUUGAAGCCCGUACCAGGGCUGAAAGGGUUGCUGUUCAGAGGGCACAAGCUGAAGCUCGAGAACGUGCUGAAAAGGUUGCAGUUCAGAGAGCACAAGCUGAAGCACGAGAGAGGGCAGCUGCUGGGGCUAAAGAAAGAGCUGAAAAGGCUGCUGCAGAUGCAAGGGAAAAGGCAAAAGCUGAAGCCAGGGAGAAAGAAGCACGUGAGAGGGAAGCAAAAGAGAAAGAAGCACGUGAGAGAGCUGCCAGUACGGCAAGGGCAAACCAAUCGAAGAAUGAAAGUGACCUUGAAUCUUUCUUUAGCAUGGGCAGAGCAAGCAGUGCACCAAGGCCCAGGGCUGCUUCAUCGGAUCCAUUUGAAACACAGUUCCAGGCUAAACCUACACCUGAAGCAACCAGAGCGUCUGUUAACUCCUCUUCUAACAUGAGAAAAGCAUCUUCAUCAACAAAUAUUGUUGAUGAUUUAAGCUCAAUAUUUGGAGGCCCCCCAUCAUCUGGCGACUUUCAAGAAGUUGAUGGCGAAACCGAAGAUAGGCGGAGAGCCCGAAUGGAUCGCCACCACAGGACCCAAGAGCGUGCUGCAAAAGCAUUGGCUGAGAAAAAUGCCAGAGAUCUUGAGGUUCAAAGGGAACAAGCUGAGCGUAAUAGGAUUUCUGAAACACUUGAUGUUGAGAUACGACGCUGGGCAGCAGGGAAAGAGGGGAAUUUGCGUGCUCUUUUGUCAACAAUGCAAUAUGUUCUCUGGCCUGAAUGUGGCUGGCAACCUGUUUCCUUGACUGAUUUGAUUACUGGUGCGGCAGUUAAGAAAGCUUAUAGAAAAGCAACUUUAUGUAUUCAUCCUGAUAAAGUACAACAGAAGGGUGCCACUCUGCAGCAGAAAUUUGUUGCUGAAAAGGUGUUUGAUCUAUUAAAGGAAGCUUGGAACAAAUUCAAUUCAGAGGAGUUAUUUUGAGAAUUGGAGGUUUCAUCCUUUUGAAUUUUAAGGGUGUCUUGUUCGGCAUAUAUUCACUCCUUUAUGCAAGUUUUGAGCUAUUCUGAAAACUGAUCCCUGCUUCAAUAUGCACGGAGUUGCUGUUCGGUCGGCUGGGUUUUCGUUCUGUGGUUGAUGAGAUGCUUGAAAUGUUCAAUGCCCUUCAGUUCCCUGAGUUUGCUGUUAAGUGAUGAUCGUACAGUUGGAGCACGUUCUGAAGUUUUCCUAAGAUGGUAUAGAAUAGCAUUUGUUUGGGUGAUUUGCCCAUGUGAUCAUUGUCAUAUUAUUCAUUAGCAAAUGUCAUUGUUUUGAGAUGCUGCGUUUGCAUUGUAUCCAUUCUUUUGCUCUUUUUUGUUUCAUAAUAGCCUAAUCUGUUGAUGAAGAAUUCAAUGUAUGAUGAUACGUAAUUACUCAAAAACUGAUAUGCCAAUUCAUGAUUGUUUAGAAUUGUGAAUUUUGAUAGUGUGAUGAUGAUUUUUUACGAGCCCAAGAUGGCAAAAAAAAAAAAAAAAAAAAAAAAAAAAAAAAAAAAAAAAAAAAAAAAAAAAAACAGAAAAACUAUUGUAUGAGAUGAACGUGAUAAUUGAAAUCUUUUAAGGGAUGAGUUUUGUCCCAAUUAUUGUAACAUAAUUAUGACGUAGAUUAUUUUGUG